AGCAGCAGCAGAAAGCAGAAAGCAGAAAGCGGAGUCUGAAAGUCACAGAAGAGAGUAAGAGAUCGAAUUCAAGGUUUGUUUUCAUGAAAAUGGUGCAAGAUCAACAAGAAAUCAGAAAGGGCCCAUGGACAGAACAAGAGGAUUUCCAAUUGGUGUGCUUUGUGGGCUUGUUUGGAGACCGACGUUGGGAUUUCAUAGCCAAAGUUUCAGGUUUGAAGGUGGCGGGAGACAAAUAAUAGGUCUGAACAGAACCGGCAAGAGUUGCAGGUUAAGAUGGGUUAAUUACUUGCAUCCUGGCCUUAAAAGAGGCAAGAUGACCCCUCAAGAGGAGCGCCUGGUGCUUGAGCUUCACUCCAAAUGGGGAAAUAGAUGGUCAAGAAUUGCUAGAAAGCUACCUGGGAGGACUGAUAAUGAGAUUAAGAACUAUUGGAGGACUCAUAUGAGGAAGAAGGCUCAAGAGAAGAAAAGGGCUAUGUCUCCAUCAUCACCAUCUUCUAACUGUUCGUCUUCAUCAAACAUCACCACCAAUGAAGGAGGAGCAAGCUUUUAUGACACCGGUGGGGUUGAGAUCAUGGCUACAUCAGCAGAGAAGAAAUAUAUCAACGGUGGAGAUCAAGCGAAAAAAGAUGGUAAUGACACUGCUGCGAAAAGGGACCAAAAGGAGUAUUCACUUGAUGAUAUAUGGAAAGAUUUGCCAGAAGUGAACAGUAUUGAACCGGUUUAUAAUGGAAGCUAUGCUGAGGAAGCCUGCAAAUUUUCAUGCCCCUUAAUGACUCCUCCUCCUCCUCCACUGACAUGGGACUCUCUGUUUAAAAUGGAUGAAGAGCAUGAGAGUAAGAAUAUGUUUCUGCCUACUACCCCAAGUGACAAUCAAUUCCUGUCCUGUUUUGAUUAUGGAAAGACAUCGUCGUCUCUAACUGGCUGAUUUAGGAUUCUAUUUAUUAAGAUUUGUUCAUAUGUGAAAUAGUCUGGUACACCCAAGGAAGCUGUAACCUGUAUAAUUCCAGCAUGGGUAUGGAGACAUCUAAGCUUCUCGGAGCCAGUCGCGGUCUGCAUCAUGAGCUGGAGAUCACUAGCUAGUAUAUGCAUUACUUUACGUACGCAGUAGUUCUUGUGUCCUCUUGUAAUCUUGUGUGUUUUGAAUUUUCAGUGAGGAAGAAAAAACUUCAACUUUACCAUGAGUGCUUGAUUGGUACCGAUCACAUUAGUACGUACACAAUGGAAGUAUUGUAUACAUGUACGCACGUCUUUCAGUUAAUUUUAGAAUCAAGCUAG
Messenger RNA from Argentina anserina (silverweed cinquefoil), 1275 nucleotides. RefSeq names its product transcription factor MYB59. Lineage: Eukaryota; Viridiplantae; Streptophyta; Magnoliopsida; Rosales; Rosaceae. Gene Ontology annotation, cellular component: nucleus. Gene Ontology annotation, molecular function: DNA-binding transcription factor activity; sequence-specific DNA binding. The record is from RefSeq and is a predicted model, not a curated record. Gene Ontology annotation, biological process: regulation of DNA-templated transcription. The transcript has 3 exons. The coding region runs from base 125 to 925 and encodes 266 amino acids.